AUGCCUGCACCAGCAUCACGACGUUCAUUAGCUGCACGACGAUGUACAAGAAAACUUUCGGAAUUAGAUGAUGAUAUUGAUGAUAAAGAAAAUUCUCUUAAUGAUAGUCUUACAGGACGACGACGAUCACGUAUAUUAAAUAAUUCAUUGAAUGGUAUUGAUGAACCAAUUCAAACACCAAAACAAUUAGUUGAUUUAUAUCAAAAAACACUUGAAUUAGCAACACAAGGAAAAAUAAAUAUUAAAAAUGCAUUUAAUAUUCCACUUGUUGAACGUUUACCACAAAUUUUAAAUGUUAUUGCACUUGAUGAUAAAGAUAAUCAUAAUUUAGGACCAAAUUUUGUUAAAGCUGGUUCAGUUAUUGAUACAAGUGCUAAAAUUUAUGGUUUUCGUGUUGAUGCAUUACAUACAGAAACUCAAAAAUUAAGUGGUAAUAUUUUAAAUACUGACGAAGAAGAAUUACCUAAUGGAACAAUUAAAGAAGAAGGUCGAACUGAUAUUGAUAGUGAAAAUAUUCAUUGUGAAGAAGGUGAAAUAAAAAAACCAGUACGUCGUAAUAAAGCUAAAACAACAACAACAUUUAUUUUAACUGAUUUAUCAAAAAUUACACUUGAACAUGAAUUUCAAUUUCGUCCAUUACAAUCACCACAUAUAUGUCAAUGGCGUGGAGGUAUUGGUGCUGAUUCUAUAUAUGCUGAAAUGGUAUCAAAUACAAUGUAUUCAUCAAGUGAUUAUCCACUUAUUGAUGGUUUUACAAAUGUAAAUAUUCAAAUUGAUGAACAAGAAACAAAAAUUAAUAAUAUUCUUGAUAAUACAAUAAAUCAUAUGAUUGAUUUAAUAUUAUUACGUAGUGUUAUUAAAAUAAAUGAAGGACAUGAUCAUGUUCUUGGAAAUUCAACAUUACGUGAAUUUGUAUUUAAUGAAAUUCCAAGUAAUUCAUUUAUUGAUACAAUACAUGAAAGUUGUCUUGUACAAAUGGAUGAAAGUAUUAAUAAAUCUUGUAUAACUAAUGAUGAUAUUGAUAAUAAUAAUUAUGAUGAUGGAUAUAAUCAUGAAGAAUUAAUUCAUGCUGCUAUUGAAGAUCUUAAUGAUGAUCCAUCACAUGCAAAUGAAGUUUUUAAAAAUGCAUUAAAUGAAUUAAGUAAUCCAGAACCAUCAACUAUGUAUUCAAAUUUAGGUAAUUUUCAAUCACAACAAUCAAUAAAUUCAAAUCUUCCAUUAUCAUCAUCAUUUAUGAGUACAAUGUCAUUUGUUGAUCAAAUGCCAAAUUUAUUAAAUUCAAAAGAUGGUCAAUCUGAAUAUUCAUAUUUUGAUGCAACUAAACUUAAAUUAUUUGCUGGACCUAAUAUAUGGAAAUUUACUAAUUUACUUAAUAUAACUCAACCAAUAACAAAUACAUCAAUUGUUCAACAUCAACAAGCACCAGUAACACCACAUAAAAUUACUGGUAUAAUAAGAGAAGGUCCAAAACGAAAUAUUCGUAUUGAUAUAUUUAAUCAAAUAUCUAUUGAACAAAUUAUGUUAAAUUAUAAUAAUAAUAAUGGUCGAGAUAAAAAAUCUAUUAGUACAAGUCAAAGUUCACUAUUAUUACGUAUACGUGAAAAAAGUUUAAAUCAAAUGCAAUUAGCUCGAAAAAUACGUCCAUUAAAUGAUUUAACUAAUUUUUAUAAUUUUCCUAAUUUAAAUAUUGAAUAUUUAAAUUUAAUUAAUCAACGAAAAGUAUUACAACAACAACAAAAACAACAUUAUUAUGAUCAAGAUGAUUAUGAUCAUGAUGAUAAUCAUCAUAUUGAUGAUGAAAACGGUCCAUUAUCCGAAAUUAAUUAUGAUUUUAUUCGUCCAAUUCAUUAUGAAAAAAUUGAAUUUGCUAAAGGUUCAUCAUCAGUUAAUGCUAAAAUUCUUAAACGUCAAAUGAUUGAAGAAUUUACACGUCAAAAAAUUGAACAACAACGUACAUUAUCACUUGAUAUAAGUACAUCAAGUCAACAAUCAUCAAUAUCAUCAUCAUCUCAAACCCACCAACAACAACAACCAAUUGUUGAAUUUUCAAUUCUAUGUGAAAAUUUAGUUGAUCAUGGUUAUUUAUCAUUACAAACAGAUUUAGCAUCAGCAUUUUAUUGUAUGUUAAUUAAUUGUAAUGAAAAUAAAUUAUAUAUGAAAAAUAAUUCAAAACGUGAUGAUUUAUUUAUACAAGAACAUCCAUUUAUUGAUCAACGUGAUAUUUCAACAUUAUCAUAUUCAUAUACAAGUCAUUCAAAUUUAUCUAUUACAAAUUAA
Molecule: messenger RNA, 2277 nt
Organism: Rotaria sp. Silwood1
Lineage: Eukaryota; Metazoa; Rotifera; Eurotatoria; Philodinida; Philodinidae
Source: the annotation of a GenBank genome assembly